This is a messenger RNA of Lecanosticta acicola, 4311 nucleotides long. The record is from the annotation of a GenBank genome assembly. NCBI's taxonomy places the organism in Eukaryota, Fungi, Ascomycota, Dothideomycetes, Mycosphaerellales, Mycosphaerellaceae.
AUGGAAGCGACUGGCGACAUCGCGGUUGUGCCUGCGGGCGCGACGGCGACAAAGCCUCCAUCGCCUGAGCCGGACGUCAAAGACACCAUCGAGCAAGCGCCCGUCGCCAAACCUGCGACCGCCCUGACGCCACCCACCAGCGAAGAGAUGAACCACGACCUCAAGGACGAGUCCGACUCCGAUCUCACCGAUCUUGAAGAUGAGGAGGAAAUCAAACCAGACCACUACUGGGAUGAGGAGAAUGGCGGCAGAAUUCCAGUCUUCAAGCCGACCAUGGACCAGUUCCGCAGCUUCAAGAAAUUCAUGGAGAAGGUGGAUCACUACGGAAUGAAGUCGGGCAUAAUAAAAGUCGUGCCUCCGCAGGAAUGGUGAGCAUAAGUCUUGUGCUAAGAUAAAUGUGGAUCUUGCUGACCGCACUCCAGGCGGGAUUCUCUACCGGCAUUGGACGAACACGUCAAGCGAAUCAAGAUCAAGAACCCAAUCACACAGGAAUUCAACGGCACCUUCGGUACAUACACCCAGCAGAACGUUGAAAAACAGCGGUCAUACAACCUUCCGGAGUGGAAAUCCUUGACCGAACAGACCGAGCACCAGCACCCUGCAAAGCGAGGAGAGCGGCGGCGUAAUCAAGCUCAAGUUGUUCGAGGUGGUGGUAAUCUUCGCGGUCGUGCUGCAGCGAUCAAGGCAGAGAGCGAGGAGGGCACCCCGAAGCCCAAGAGAAAGCCUGGUCGACCGAAGCGUGGUCAGGCAGUCACCGAGGAGCCCGCCUCAGAUGAUGAGUCUGCCAAGACCCAGGAGCCUGCCACACCCAAAUCACCGCCGGCGAAGAAGGCCAAGGGCAAGAGAGGAGCCGCCACCUCCAGGGGAGCAGGCCAAGCCAAAUCAGUCUCCUCUCGCAGACUAAACAAUACCUCUGAGUCCGUUGACCGUAUCGACGAGAAGGCAUUCAAGAACUUCGACUACCGCCUUGAAGGUCUCGAUGAAUACACGCCAGAGCGCUGCGCUGAGCUCGAGACGAUUUACUGGAAGAGUCUGGCUUUCAACCAGCCAAUGUACGCCGCCGACAUGCCUGGAUCCUUGUUCGAAGACAAGACGACAAGCUGGAACGUGGCACACCUGGAGAACCUCCUGGACGUCCUGGGAACCAAAGUACCCGGUGUCAAUACCGCCUACCUGUACAUGGGUAUGUGGAAGGCGACCUUCGCGUGGCACCUCGAAGACGUCGACCUCUACAGUAUCAACUACAUUCACUUUGGCGCUCCGAAGCAGUGGUACAGUAUCUCUCAGGAAGAUGCUCGGAAAUUUGAGCGCGCCAUGAAGCAGAUUUGGCCCGUGGAUGCGAAGAAUUGCGACCAAUUCUUGCGGCACAAGACCUACCUCAUUUCACCAGACGUCCUUCAGAAGCAAUACGGCGUCAAGGUGAACAAGCUGGUCCACUACGAGGGCGAAUUCGUCAUCACCUUCCCGUAUGGCUAUCACUCUGGCUACAACAUCGGAUACAACUGCGCAGAGUCUGUCAAUUUUGCCACGGAAUCCUGGCUCGAAUUUGGCCGCAUCGCUCGCAAGUGCAAUUGCGAAGCAGACAACGUCUGGGUUGAUGUUGGCGAGAUUGAACGUAAGCUGAGAGGCGAGCCAACACCGGAGUACAUCGAGGAAACAGACGACGAAGAUGAACCCGAAGAAGAGGAGGAGGGCAACCUUCCUACUCCGCCUGCCAGCGUCAAGGGCCAGAAAGCUACGAAGAAGCGCAAGCGAGAGGUCAAGAAAGAGGAACCCAAGAAGAAGAAGAAGAUUCGAAUCAAGAUCAGGGUACCCACCCGGGAGCCGUGUGUGAUGUGUCCGAAUGACAACCCUUGGGAAGACCUCCUACCUACCGACACCGGCAAGAAGGCCCAUCGUUCCUGCGCUUCGUUCACCCCGGAGACUUACAUUAUCAACGUGGAUGGUCAAGAGAAGGUUUGCGGCGUGGCGAACAUCGACAAAGCUCGACUCGAGCUCAAGUGCAACUUCUGCCGCUCGAAGCGUGGCGCUUGCUUCCAGUGCUCCAGUAAGAAGUGCACUCGCGCAUUCCACGCUACGUGCGCGGUUGCUGCAGGUGUACUUAUUGAUGGGGGCCUGGUGCCAACGUUUGGCGAAGACGGCACUGAGUACUACGAGGAGGGCUUCGAUUUCCGCUGCAGAUACCACAGACCCAAGAUGCCAAAGGUGGUCAACGUUGACGCUUUGGAGAAGAAUAGUCUCAUCCUGGACUACGCCAAGGGCCUAAAGCGUAACGACACCGUUCAAGCGCAGCAUGUUGGAGGAGAGGUUUACGGUGGACUUGUGGUGGAGAAUCGACCAAGCGAACAGACCGUUUUGGUCGAUGUUCUUCCAGACGGGUAUGUUGACGCUCAACCUUUGUUGUCACGAGCUAGAGCUAACUGCACUGAUAGCGAUCGCGUGGAAGUCGAGUACAAGUGGCUGUGUGUUUUAGACCCGGAUGAUUCAGUCAGACCUAAGCCUACCGCUGCUGCUUUGCCCAUGCCCCAGAACAAAGACAAGAGGAACUUCUCACUCGCCAAUCGCCAAGACGGCGUUCCGAAGCAAGACGAGCCUUUCCAUACCGACCCGGAGUUCAAGUGGUUCGACUUCUACAAUUAUCACACGCCACCACCUGGUUAUCAGACCGUUCUCUUCAAUGCGCCGGCGAAACUGCAGGUCAACGUGGACGAGGGGAACACGAUCUUCUACUAUCUGCCCGAGGUUUCCACAGAAGCCAAAGUCUACUUCACAGACAAGCCUGGCUCAAGGGACAUCUGCGCAAAAGCUAACUUCAUGGACCGUGUGCAGCCGCCGAAGACAUCUCAACAGUACUCUGCGGCGAAGCAAGCUAUUGCACCUGCGCAUGUCAAUACGUUUGCACGCAUUCAGCCUCAGCCGCAGACUUCCGUCGGUGCUCGUAACGAGAAGCCUUAUGUCUACAAGCCGAAGGAGCCAGCUAAGCCAAACGUGUAUUGCGCAGUUGACCAUCAUGCUUUGAACAACCAACGCAGUCUUAUUGCUGACGGCUAUCGACGCCCCUCGGCCUCAUUCGGCCAGCCACAGCAGCCACAGCAGCCGAUCCUGCCGCAUCACUCGCCGCAGCAUGGCCAUGGUGCACACUACGGGUACCAGAGCAGCGAGCACAGCCGCGCCUCGACCCCACUACGACCCUUUUCGCAAGACCACUACUAUUCAUCGCGGACGUUGCCGGCGGCGUUUUCAGGCGAGUAUUCGAGAUUCAGGCGGGAGUCGCAAGGCGCCCAGACGAUGCAGCGGCCUAACAUUGAUUCAGCCGUUAUCGUUCCGAACUACCAGUCUGUCUCCUCCCAGAAGACAGCACUCAAGCAAAGUGUCGCGCCGCCUACCCCUCACAGCAGCAGCUCGUGGCCUGGGCUACCUGGCUGUUCAGCUGGCUCCGGACUUCCACCAAACCCAUAUGCGCUCGGCGCAGGAAGUCCGCCGUCUUCUGUGCCACACAACCAUCACUCUCCCCCCAUUGGUGCCCCGAUGACCCCUACUACGUCAAUGUCCUCCGGCCCCAAGUCAGAUGGCGCGCAGACCGAUCAGGGAUAUCUUCACAAUCUGAGGCAGUACCCAUACUUGCUGAACAGUUACUGUCGGAGCGCGAAGGAGUACGAGUCUCCGUACGCAGUAGGAGGAGGCUUCACGCCCAAGUAUCAACCACUUGAGCUUCAGAAGUCGGAAAAGGGCGGCGAACGCAAGCCGCUACAUACACCAAACAACUCCAUGUCUGCGUACGAGGCCGCCAAGCAGAAUAGCCAACAGUGGACACCUCCAUCACAGAUGUGGGAUCGGGCCGGUUUGGCACACAAGCAGCAGACACCGCCGCCCCAACAGCAGCAACCACAGCUCUAUCAGCAGUUCGGGCCACGCAACUAUCCGCCUGCGAUUCACCAGACCCCGCAGGAUUUUCAGCGGCAAAUCCAAGGCCUUCCAAGCACAGCCAGUCGUGACGGCGCGCACGCUCGCAUGCUUCGUGAUCAAGGCUACAUGCCGUACGCGCAUUAUCCCCCGCAUCACAUACCUCAUCGUAAUAGCUUUGGCCAGGCGUACGAUGGCACAAAGAUGUGGAACAGUCCACAAGCUCCAACGCCGAGCCCCUUAUCAGACCCCAAUACGCCUGGUUAUGGUCGUGGUCAUACUCCUACUAAUUCAGGUCACUGGGCCAUGCUUCCGCGAACAGAAUCAGGACCUCAUCGGGCAUCAGGUGCAGGGUACGGCCCAAUGCUUCCACAAAUGGGGGGUAACGAGACAUGGCGGUACAAUUAG